Messenger RNA from Pelobates fuscus (common spadefoot toad), 1677 nucleotides. Its product is annotated as oocyte zinc finger protein XlCOF7.1-like. The transcript is spliced from 2 exons. Gene Ontology annotation, biological process: regulation of transcription by RNA polymerase II. Gene Ontology annotation, cellular component: nucleus. The record is from RefSeq and is a predicted model, not a curated record. Gene Ontology annotation, molecular function: RNA polymerase II cis-regulatory region sequence-specific DNA binding; DNA-binding transcription factor activity, RNA polymerase II-specific. NCBI's taxonomy places the organism in Eukaryota, Metazoa, Chordata, Amphibia, Anura, Pelobatidae. The coding region runs from base 105 to 1559 and encodes 484 amino acids.
GAUCGAACAUAAUAUGUGACUUGUGAUCAAUAAAUCCUGGCUGAUUAGUAGACGGUGUAUUUGUCAGGAGACGUGUCAAGAACAGAAAUACAUGAAGCAAGGCUAUGAAGAAAUCUAUUAACAGAACCAAUUCUAACUCUGCAAAAGCAAGAAUUUCGUCAGAUUCCUGUAUGUUCUCAAAGGAGAUAGUAAACAUAAACCCCAAACCUUUCUCGUGUUCUGAAUGUGGAAAAUGUUUUAGACGUAAUUUGAAUUGUGUUGCACAUCAGAGAACCCACACAGGAGAGAAACCGUUCUCAUGUUCUGAAUGUGGAAAAUGUUUUAUCACUAAACCAGCGCUUGUCUGUCAUCAGAGAACUCACACAGGAGAGAAACCAUUCUCAUGUUCUGAAUGUGGAAAAUGUUUUGGGCAACAUGCAAAUCUUCUUAGACAUCAGAGAACACACACAGGAGUGAAACCGUUCUCAUGUUCUGAAUGUGAGAAAUGUUUUGGGCAACAUGCAAAUCUUCUUAGACAUCAGAGAACUCACACUGGAGAGAAACCAUUCUCAUGUUCUGAAUGUGGAAAAUGUUUUAACACUAAAGCAGUGUUUGACUGUCAUCAGAGAACUCACACAGGAGAGAAACCAUUCUCAUGUUCUGAAUGUGGAAAAUGUUUUGGGCAACAUGCAAAUCUUCUUAGACAUCAGAGAACACACACAGGAGUGAAACCGUUCUCAUGUUCUGAAUGUGAGAAAUGUUUUGCCGGGAAAGGAGAGCUUGCCCUUCAUCAGAGAACUCACACUGGAGAGAAACCAUUCUCAUGUUCUGAAUGUGGAAAAUGUUUUAUCACAAAUGAAAGGCUUGUCCGUCAUCAGAGAAUUCACACAGGAGAGAAACCGUUCUCAUGUUCUGAAUGUGAAAAAUGUUUUGGGCAACAUUCAAAUCUUGUCAGUCAUCAAAGAACACACACACGAGAAAAAACAUUCUCAUGUUCUGAAUGUGGAAAAUGUUUUUACACAAAUGCAGAGCUAGCUUGUCAUCAAAGAACACACACAGGAGAGAAACCAUUCUCAUGUUCUGAAUGUGGAAAAUGUUUUAAUACAAAUGCAGAGCUUGUCCGUCAUCAGAGAAUUCACACAGGAGAGAAACCAUUCUCAUGUUCUGAAUGUGGAAAAUGUUUUAUCACAAAUGAAAGGCUUGUCAGUCAUCAGAGAACUCACACAGGAGAGAAACCAUUCUCAUGUUCUGAAUGUGAAAAAUGUUUUAUCACAAAUGAAAGGCUUGUCAGUCAUCAGAGAACUCACACAGGAGAGAAACCAUUCUCAUGUUCUGAAUGUGAAAAAUGUUUUGGGACAAACGCAAAUCUUGUCUGUCAUCAGAGAACACACACAGGAGAGAAACCGUUCACAUGUUCUGAAUGUGAAAAAUGUUUUGGGACAAACGCAAAUCUUGUCUGUCAUCAGAGAACACACACAGGAGAGAAACCGUUCACAUGUUCUGAAUGUGAAAAAUGUUUUGGGACAAACGCAAAUCUUGUCAGUCAUCAAAGAACACACACACGAGAAAAAUCAUUCUGAAUGUGGGAAAUGUUUUGGGCAACAUUAAAAUCUUGUCCGACAUCAGAGAACUCACACAAGUGCGGUGAUUUUAUAAUGCAUCUAUGGAUUAAUAUAGAAAUAAAAUCUUGAAUUGUGA